GCGCAGAGGAGAGGCGCUGUGGAGGCCGGCGGCGCCGCGCGACCCCUGGGUGGGGGGAGAGCCGCGCGAGCUCUGGCUCACGUGACCUGCGGCGAGCGGAGGCGGGGGGCGAGUGCCUGCCUCCCGCAGUGCCUCUGCCUGGCGAGGCGCCCCUGGCGCGCGGACCCGCCUGGGGGAGGGGCCGCGGCCACCCGUCCGUCGCCUGAGGCGGCCGCAGCUGCCGCUCCGUCGCGGCCGCCGCGCUCCCGGGGCUCGCCGGCCCGCGGGAGAAAUGUUGCUGAAGUGCUCCUGAAAGGGCCAGAGAUGCAAGGAUUUGGGACACAUUUUGAACCUUUAAGCUGUCUGACAUUGACCUCCUUUCAUUAUUAAUAAAGAAGAAGCAGGAGCUUAGGAUGUAUUAACACCAACUCAUUAAUAUACUAACCGGACAAUGUUCUGCAACAAUUCUACAUUGUAAAGAACUGGAUUGGCACUAAAUAAAAUAAUUUCAUAUUUUACUCAGCUUAUAAUAUGACUCGAUGGAGGAAAAUUUGAUAAGCAUGAGGGAAGACUAUUCUUUUCAUGUUCGUUACAGAAUGGAAGCUUCUUGCCUAGAACUGGCCUUGGAAGGGGAACGUCUGUGUAAAUCAGGAGACUGCCGUGCUGGUGUGUCCUUCUUUGAAGCUGCAGUUCAAGUUGGAACUGAAGACCUAAAAACACUUAGUGCUAUUUACAGCCAGCUGGGCAAUGCUUAUUUCUAUUUGCAUGAUUAUGCCAAAGCAUUAGAAUAUCAUCAUCAUGAUUUAACUCUUGCAAGGACUAUUGGAGACCAGCUGGGGGAAGCCAAAGCUAGUGGUAAUCUGGGAAACACCUUAAAAGUUCUUGGGAAUUUUGAUGAAGCUGUAGUUUGUUGUCAGCGACACCUAGAUAUUUCUAGAGAGCUUAAUGACAAGGUGGGAGAAGCAAGAGCACUUUACAAUCUUGGAAAUGUGUAUCACGCCAAAGGGAAAAGUUUUGGCUGCCCUGGUCUUCAGGACAUGGGAGAAUUUCCAGAAGAAGUGAGAAAUGCCCUUCAGGCAGCUGUGGAUUAUUAUGAGGAAAACCUAUCACUAGUGACUGCUUUGGGUGAUCGAGCAGCCCAAGGACGUGCCUUUGGAAAUCUUGGAAAUACACAUUACCUACUUGGCAACUUCAGGGAUGCGGUUAUAGCUCAUGAGCAGCGUCUCCUUAUUGCAAAAGAAUUUGGAGAUAAAGCAGCUGAAAGAAGAGCAUAUAGCAACCUUGGAAAUGCAUAUAUAUUUCUUGGUGAAUUUGAAACUGCCUCUGAAUACUACAAAAAGACACUACUAUUGGCUCGACAGCUUAAAGACAGAGCUGUUGAAGCACAGUCUUGUUAUAGUCUUGGAAACACAUAUACUUUGCUUCAAGACUACGAAAAGGCCAUUGAUUAUCAUCUGAAGCACUUAGCAAUUGCUCAAGAGCUAAAUGAUAGAAUUGGUGAAGGAAGAGCAUGUUGGAGCUUAGGAAACGCAUACACCGCUCUAGGGAAUCAUGAUCAAGCGAUGCAUUUUGCUGAAAAGCACUUGGAAAUUUCAAGAGAGGUUGGGGAUAGAAGUGGUGAACUAACAGCACGACUAAAUCUCUCAGAUCUUCAAAUGGUUCUUGGUCUGAGCUACAGCACAAAUAAUUCAAUAAUGUCUGAAAAUAUUGAAAUUGAUAACAGUUUGCAUGGUGCACGCCCCAAGUUCGGACGCCGACACAGUAUGGAAAACAUGGAACUUAUGAAGUUAACACCAGAAAAGGUACAGAACUGGAACAGUGAAAUUCUUGCUAAACAAAAGCCUCUUAUUGCCAAACCUUCUGCGAAGCUGCUCUUUGUCAACAGAUUGAAGGGGAAAAAAUGCAAAACUAAUUCCUCCACUAAAGUUCUCCAAGAUGCCAGUAAUUCCAUUGAUCACCGAAUUCCAAAUUCUCAGAGAAAAGUCAGUACAGAUACUAUUGGAGAUGAAGGGUUCUUUGACCUGGUAAGCCGAUUUCAGAGCAAUCGGAUGGAUGAUCAGAGGUGCUGCUUACAAGAACACAGCUGUGGGCCAGCUUCAACUGCAGCUUCUUCCACUCCCCCUAGAGUGAUGCUAAAAACACCAUCUGUUUCCAUGGUAUCCCCCAACACGGAUGAGUUUUUAGACCUUCUUGCCAGCUCACAGAGCCGCCGUCUUGAUGACCAGAGGGCCAGUUUCAGUAAUUUGCCAGGGCUUCGUCUGACACAAAACAACAAUAAGUCUGUCCUUGGCCACCUGAUGACUAAUGACAACAAAGAGCCUGAUGAAGACUUCUUUGACAUCCUUGCAAAAUGUCAAGGGUCCAGAUUAGAUGAUCAAAGAUGUGCUCCACCACCUACUGCCACAAAGGGACCAACAGUACCAGAUGAGGACUUUUUUAGCUUGAUUUUACGUUCUCAGGCAAAAAGAAUGGAUGAACAAAGAGUUCUUUUACAACGAGAUCAAAACAGAGACACUGAAUUUGAACUGAAGGACCUUUUGCAAAGUAAUGCUUUGUUGGAAUUUAAAAAUACAGGAAAAAAAUAAGCAAACCGCUAGUUAUUAUGGAUAUUUUUUUAAAACGACCUUAUUUCCUUUCAGAACACUGAAGGGAAAUUCAAUCUAUUACUUCUUCCUUAAGAGGAGAAAUUAUAGCACUGUAAUACAGCUUAAAAUGUUCUAGAAUGAUGUAAAUAUUUAACCUUUAGUAGUAUGAUAUUAACAUUCCUCUGGACACGCACUUGUUGCAGGGUGGAGGGGUCUUAUAAAAGGUGCUUCAUCAACUUUUGUGAUUAAGGCUCAGGAUUGUGUUCUUUGGCAACUUGUUAGAUUCCUUUACCUAGAGUUUGUAAAGUAGGAAGAUAAAUGAAUCUAGACUAGAAUUUAAUCCUCUUGCUGAGAUAAUUUUUUUUUAAUCUUAAUUGACAAUGGCAUUCUUCUAUACUGAACCAUGGAUGUAGUGAGAAAUUUUGCUGUUUAGUAAAAAUAACUUACCUGACCAAUGUGUAAAAAA
This is a messenger RNA of Neomonachus schauinslandi (Hawaiian monk seal), 3030 nucleotides long. RefSeq names its product G protein signaling modulator 2 (gene GPSM2). The coding region runs from base 519 to 2564 and encodes 681 amino acids. NCBI's taxonomy places the organism in Eukaryota, Metazoa, Chordata, Mammalia, Carnivora, Phocidae. The record is from RefSeq and is a predicted model, not a curated record. Gene Ontology annotation, molecular function: GTPase regulator activity; protein binding. The transcript is spliced from 15 exons.